GGACCUUACAGUUUCUCUCUCCUUUGUUCGAUAUUUUUGCCAGUUUCUCCUUCUGCUUCACUGGCAUAAGGCCAAAUGUUCGCUACGAGGAGUCUCUCGAGACAUUGCUCGAGAACUUGUAAAUGGUCCUUAUCGCCCCUCCUUCAAUCCGAUUCCUGCAGGAAUCUGGUUUUGUCAUCGGAUCCGGUUACAAGCAAUGUGAUGCUGCAGCCUGGUAGCUCUAUUGAAGGCAAUUCCAAUUCAUUUCUGCCUUUGAUGCAUCAAGUCUUCAAAGGAUGGUCUCGACCUAUGUCAACAUCGAGAGGAAGGAGUAUGAGAAGCAAAGUGGAGAGUAGAAUGCGUAAAGAGUCUGGUAAGACUUUAAGAGAGAUUAGGAGAGCUAAAAAGUUGAAGAAGAAACUCAUGACUGAUGAAGAAAGGCUCAUUUACAAUCUCAAAAGGGCGAAGAAGAAAGUUGCGCUUCUGUUGCAAAAGCUCAAGAAGUACGAUCUUCCUGAGCUGCCAUCUCCGGUGCAUGAUCCCGAGCUUUUCACACCGGAGCAGAUCCAAGCGUUCAAGAAAAUCGGUUUCAAGAAUAAAAACUACGUCCCUGUAGGUGUUCGUGGAGUCUUUGGAGGAGUGGUCCAAAAUAUGCAUAUGCACUGGAAGUUUCACGAGACGGUGCAAGUUUGCUGCGAUAACUUUCCAAAGGAAAAGAUAAAAGAGAUGGCGACCAUGAUAGCGAGACUGAGCGGUGGGGUAGUCAUAAAUAUACAUAACGUGAAAACUAUUAUUAUGUUCCGUGGUAGAAACUACCGGCAGCCCAAGAACCUAAUCCCUGUCAAUACCCUCACAAAACGAAAGGCUUUAUUUAAAGCGAGAUUUGAACAAGCGCUUGAAUCUCAGAAGCUGAACAUAAAGAAAACAGAACAGCAGCUACGGCGAAUGGGUGUUAACCCUGAAGAUCCGGUUGCCAUGGCUAGUAUCCAGAGAGUGGCCUCAACGUUCUUCAAUGCAAUCGACAAAAAAGAAGGAAGUCCAUAUGUAUUUCAUGGAGAUAAACAAUCAGAACGAGGGACUAGCAUUGUAAAUACAGAAGAAUCAGAACCGGCUGAUGAAGAUAGUGACCAGGAGGAGCUAGACAAGUUCAUAGCUGAGAUAGAAGAGGCAGCAGACAAGGAGUGGGAGGAAGAGGAAGCUGCGGAGCAAGAAGAGUCUGGUAGAAUAAGGUAUUGGAACCGAGAAGAGUUUGCAGGAAGAAGCAGAGGACCUGACAUGCGUAGUUAUGGAGACUCAAGUCAUGGCUUUAGACGAAACGAAAGGGACACACAUAGGCAGAGGAGAUCCAACGAUAGUGAUGACAGUGAUCAAUUGGAUUCUGAGGAUGAUGAAAUUCCAAAGAGAUUUGAUAGAGCUAGAUCAAAUACAAGAAUGCAGGGAGAGAGUUUUAAGAGAAGAGGCCUUGAUCCUCGACCUCGAGCAAGGAGUGAUGAUGAUGUGUUGAGUGACCUUGAUAACACAAUGUGGGAUUCAGAAGAUGAAAAAGUUGCACCGGCUAAUUAUAUUUCGAGCAGCGAUGAGGACGAAGAUGAAAACAGGACAGUAUCGGCAUCCAAAGAACCGAGAUUCAGGAACAAUAGUUCAAGAGGUCGUAUCAACAAUUCGAAGACGAAGAGUGGAAAACAGAGGGAUGAGGAUUGGGACAGUGAUUAGAAAUGAAGAACAUGAGAUCUCAGAGUUUCUGAUAUUUUCAUUUGUUAUCACUGGUUUCUGAUUAUUAAAAUGUUAAAACUCUUGUCUGAGUAUUGAAAGCUCGUAUUUUUGUUA
Molecule: messenger RNA, 1806 nt
Organism: Eutrema salsugineum
Lineage: Eukaryota; Viridiplantae; Streptophyta; Magnoliopsida; Brassicales; Brassicaceae
Exons: 4
Coding region: 76-1692 (538 amino acids)
Molecular function (GO): RNA binding
Source: RefSeq, a predicted model, not a curated record